This is a messenger RNA of Stereum hirsutum FP-91666 SS1, 1756 nucleotides long. RefSeq names its product RWD-domain-containing protein. The transcript is spliced from 8 exons. Gene Ontology annotation, cellular component: ubiquitin ligase complex; cytoplasm. NCBI's taxonomy places the organism in Eukaryota, Fungi, Basidiomycota, Agaricomycetes, Russulales, Stereaceae. The record is from RefSeq and is a predicted model, not a curated record. Gene Ontology annotation, biological process: positive regulation of proteasomal ubiquitin-dependent protein catabolic process; ubiquitin-dependent protein catabolic process; protein polyubiquitination. Gene Ontology annotation, molecular function: zinc ion binding; ubiquitin conjugating enzyme binding; ubiquitin protein ligase activity. The coding region runs from base 84 to 1508 and encodes 474 amino acids.
GUCAGACAGUGGCCCCGGUGUGGGUCGUGUAGGCCUGCCUUCGCCCUCUGUUUAUUUCAUUUUAUUCUUUCUACUUUUACUUCAUGACAGACGCAAACGACGAGGAUAAACAGACAUGUGCUAGCCUUCAGUUGGAAGAAUGGGAGGUCUUAGAGUCGAUCUACCCGGACUGCGUUUCGAGCGAUCCUUCAAAGGGCGUAAAGUCCCUGGAAAUACCCAUAGAAUUUGGUGAAGAACAGACGGUGAUAGUUGUUGACGAUGAAACCAUGGGAUCGACCUCAUUAACGGAGGAUCAUCAAACCGCACGCUCAGAGCCACAGGCACUCUCCCUCUCAUCAUUACCUCCAGUCCUCUUGCAGUUCAUUCUUCCGGAGACAUACCCAAUGUCUUCACCACCAAGUAUUAUGUCGCUGCAUGCGACAAAUUCGUGGCUUGCGAGGGCGAAUCAGUUGCAAAAGAUGUUGGAGGAGAUGUGGCAACCAGGGGAGGGCGUGCUGUAUACUUGGGUGGAGUGGCUACGGAACGCAGAUUUCCUUGGUACGUUAGAUUUGUUGUCGGAGGAUGAAACAGGACGUGAGGUUGUUAGACUUUCUCAUCCUGCGCCCCACGUCCUCGCCACUCAUCUUAUCAAUAACGAUGUCCGGUCCAAAUCCUCACAAUUCGCUCAAACAUCCUAUACGUGCUCCAUCUGUAUAUCGUCGCUCAAGGGUGCUCGAUGCUUACAGCUAGACUGCGGCCAUGUCUUCUGCCGGUCCUGCCUCGAUGAUUUCUGGUCGAUGUGCAUCACGGAGGGUGAUGUGGGAAGAGUUGGGUGUCCGUCGCCGGAUUGUGUGAAAGAAAGCCGUGAAGUAGGGGAGGAAGAGCUGAGGAGGGCAGUCACUGAGGACAAGAUAGUGAGAUGGAAGUGGUUGAGGCGGAAGAGGUCGCUUGAGCGAGACCCAUCCGUAAUUCAUUGUCCGAUGUCGGUCUGCCAGGAGCCCGUGCCGAAGACGGAAGCAAUGGGGUCAGAGGGUUCUGGUUGGGAUAGGCUCAGGACAUGUCAAUCAUGCGGAUACUCGUUUUGUUCAUUCUGUAGACGAACCUGGCAUGGCCCAAUCUCUGACUGUCCAAUGCCAGUAUUCGAGCAAUUCGUACAAGAAUACAUGUCGCUCCCCGAAGAGUCACCAUCACGACGAGCGCUAGAACAGCGGUACGGAAAGGCAAAUAUCGCUCGUCUUGUCUUGAAAUAUGAAGAGGAGAAAGCAAAUAGAGAGUGGCUAGCGAAAAGCACUAUGUCGUGCCCGAGUUGUCAAAUCCAUGUAGAGAAGAGUCAUGGGUGUAAUCAUAUGACCUGCGCAAAGUGUCGCCAACACUUCUGCUACCGAUGUGGCGACAAACUAAACGGAAACAAUCCCUACCUACACUUCUCGACCCUGGGGACGAGGUGUUACUCGAAGCUCUUCGACUACGAGAGCGUCGAGGACGGAUGGCAGCCGGUGGAAGGAUUCGAUGCUGUGUUCGAUGAGUAGGCAUGAUGGAUCCAUUUCGUGGCACCUUGGGAGUGAAGGAUCGGGUGAUGCGCGAGGAUCUCAUGGAUUCCAUUCUUCCGUGUCAUACACUAGGGUUCGAGGUUGCACGCUCUCAUCUUUCGUGGUAUGUUUACCGUUCAAAUGUUUCCACCUCUGCACAGCACAGAUCACAUUAGGCUGCAGUGUGUGGCUGCUGGGUGUAACAGUAACGAUCCCAAUAUCAUCAUUUUCCGUAUGUUAACGGGAAA